Molecule: messenger RNA, 861 nt
Organism: Macaca mulatta (Rhesus monkey)
Lineage: Eukaryota; Metazoa; Chordata; Mammalia; Primates; Cercopithecidae
Gene: CD300LD
Product: CD300 molecule like family member d
Cellular component (GO): plasma membrane
Molecular function (GO): transmembrane signaling receptor activity
Source: RefSeq, a predicted model, not a curated record
AAUAGGAAGUGAGCAAGAAACUUGAAGGAGAUUCAAGUAGGUUUGCGGCAUUGACUUCCGAGCUUGGAUUCAAGUGUCUGAAGGGCGCCAGACACCUGUGAUCACCCAGGAGAGGAGAGGAGACAGUACCAUGUGGCUGUCCCAGGCUCUGCUGCUUCUCAUCCUCGCAGGCUACUCCAUUGCCACUGAAAUCACUGGUCCAACAACAGUGAAUGGCUUGGAGUGGGGCUCGUUGACUGUGCAGUGUGCUUACGGCUCAGGCUGGGAAACUUACUUGAAGUGGUGGUGUCGAGGAGCUGAUUGGAAUGGCUGUAACAUCCUUGUUAGAACAAAUGGAUCAGAGCAGGAGGUGAAGAAGAAUCGGGUGUCCAUCAGGGACAAUCAGAAAAACCGCAUAUUCACCGUGACCAUGGAGAAUCUUAAAAGAGAUGAUGCUGACAGUUAUUGGUGUGGGAUUGAGAAAACUGGAAUUGAUCUUGGGGUCAACGUUCAAGUGACCAUUAAGCCAGACACACAAACUCCAGUCCUGGAAUGGACAACUGCAACAGCAAGCCUGGCUUUCACACCUGCAGCCACCCAGAAGACCAGCAGCCCCCUCACCAGGUCCCUGCUCAGCAGCACCCACUUCCUGUUCCUGUUACUCCUGGAGCUGCCUCUGCUCCUGGGCAUGCUGGGAGCCGUUCUCUGGGUGAACAGGCCACAAAGAAGGUCUUGAGGGAGGAAGAAUCAGCCCGAUGAUGAGAGUCCCAAUGCCCACUGACAUCCUGUCCAGGGAGAAGGGCCCUCCCACAGAAGAAAGAACCCUUUCUUUCCUUUUCUUUUCUUUUCUCUCUUCUCUUCUCUUCUUUUCUUUUCUUUCUU